AUCUUCCUUUUCUAACGCGUCUUGCUUCUUUCUGAUUUACUUAAAAAAAAAAAANAAAAAAAAACCUUCCCAUGUAAUAAAACCUAACCUACAGAUCAUCAUCUCUCUACAGAUCUCACUCUCUCUGUGAGACCACUGUACUCCUUCUCUUCUCACUUUUCAAAACCAUGCCCACGCCUACUCCCAAGCUACCACUCUUCUUCAUUCUCUCUCUUAUUCUCUUCCCCAUUCACUCUUUCUCUACUCCAACCAAUAUAAACACCAACACCACCGCCACCGCCGCUCAACAUUUCCGAGAGGCUCCGCAGUUCUACAACUCCCCCGACUGCCCUUCCAUCACCACCGUCCACGACGAAGACUUCGACCCCGAUGAAGAAGACAACAACAACAACCACCACUUCAUGAUCUGUUCCCGCCAAGCCGUCCACGUGGCAAUGACCCUAGACACCGCCUACAUCCGCGGCUCCAUGGCCGCCAUACUUUCCGUCCUCCAACACUCCUCCUGCCCUCAAAACGUCGCCUUCCACUUCGUCACCUCCGCCGCCGCCAACGCGUCUCACCUACGCUCCACUAUCGCUUCCUCCUUCCCUUACCUCACUUUCCAAAUCUACCCCUUUGACGACUCCCACGUUACAGGACUCAUCUCCACCUCCAUCCGCUCCGCCUUGGACUGCCCUCUCAACUACGCCCGUAGCUACCUCGCCAACCUCCUCCCCCUCUGCGUACGACGCGUCGUUUACCUCGACUCCGAUCUCAUCCUAGUCGACGACAUUGCCAAACUUGCCGACAUUCCUCUCGGCAACGAAGACACUGUCCUGGCUGCGCCGGAGUACUGCAACGCAAACUUUACCUCAUAUUUUACUUCCGCAUUCUGGUCCAACCCUUCUCUGUCUCUCACGUUCGCCGACCGGAAGGCGUGCUACUUCAACACAGGAGUGAUGGUGAUUGAUCUGGACCGGUGGAGAGGCGGGGAUUAUACGGCGAAGAUAGAAGAGUGGAUGCAGCUGCAGAAGAGGAUGAGAAUCUACGAGCUCGGUUCUUUACCGCCGUUUCUUCUUGUUUUUGCUGGGAAGAUAGCUCCAGUGGAGCACAGAUGGAACCAACAUGGGCUCGGCGGUGAUAACUUCCGGGGGCUUUGCCGGAAUUUGCAUCCGGGUUCGGUGAGUCUGUUGCAUUGGAGUGGGAAAGGGAAACCGUGGGCGAGAUUGGAGGCCAACAGGCCAUGCCCUUUGGACGCGCUCUGGGCACCUUAUGAUCUCCUGGAAACACCAUUUGUUUUGGACUCUUGAACACUGCAGAGAUUCGGACAUGGAUCGAAGAUGGAAUGUGUUAAUUUGCUGCAAAUUGAAGCCGAAACUGUUCGUUUUGGGAGUGUGAUCUGUCGCAUUAUUGAUAUAAGCUACUUGAUCGAUCAGUUUCGGAUAUAUUUGAUCGAAGGUACGUGGAUCAUGGAAGAUGAAGUCAAGAAAGAUCAUAAUUCGUUUGUGAUGUUAUUUGUAGAUUAUUAUACAGGUACAAACUCAUAUAUCAACCAUAUUAAAAUUUGUGUCAUGAUGAGGAAACAAGAAAGUUAGUCCAGAAAUAAAGCAAUAACUGGACUAAUUGAUGAACAUCUGCCACCAUUGUAUUGUGUAAUAUACUUCUUAACUGAUUGUAUCAUAUAGUCUGUAAUCGAUCCCCUGUAAAGAAAAAAGAGCUAUUUUUGGGUGGCUUGAUGAAUUCAUGGUAAAUAAUACCGAUCAGUGAAGUUUUUGUUGGAAGU
This is a messenger RNA of Fragaria vesca subsp. vesca, 1762 nucleotides long. RefSeq names its product probable galacturonosyltransferase-like 1-like. The transcript has a single exon. The record is from RefSeq and is a predicted model, not a curated record. NCBI's taxonomy places the organism in Eukaryota, Viridiplantae, Streptophyta, Magnoliopsida, Rosales, Rosaceae. Gene Ontology annotation, cellular component: Golgi apparatus. Gene Ontology annotation, molecular function: glycosyltransferase activity. Bases 168 to 1289 code for a protein of 373 amino acids.